CAAUUUUACGGUAUUUAUGUCUGAGAAUGUUUCUAGAAAUAUUCAAAAGUGUGUCUACAUACGAUUAUAAAUGCCUUAUGAAAUAAAACACACUUCAGCACUUCGAAGGAGAGAAGACGAGGGAGCAGCGAAGGAGGCACAGCCGGAAUGGAAUGCGUACCCGCGAGAUUUCGCUGAGUUUACUUGAGUAAAUGCCACGUCUUACCAGUAGCAUCAACGUAGAUAGAAAUAUUAGCACUUUCCUAAAUUUACUGCGCGCAGGAUAGAAAGUGUUCCAGCGGCCCGACAGGCAGUGAUAUCUGACACAACCCGGGGAUAAUAUGGGCUGCGUACGUCUGCUGGCACUGACAGUGGUCACAUCUGCAGUACUCCUGUUAGUCUCCCGCUCAGCCAUCGCUCAUAGCCAUUCCCAUGGCGACCACGGCCACCAUCACCAUGGCCACCAUCACCACGGCCACCAUCACCACGGCCACUCCCACGGAGAAGACGAUCACUCUCACGGCUCUCAGGUGAAGAUGUUCCACGGAGCGAGCAAGUGGAGCGCCGAGGCCAACCUGCCUCCACAGGAAGAGGAGCACCACGGACACGCCCACGAUCACGGACACGCACACUCACACGACCACGGACACGCACACUCACACGAUCAUGGACACGCACAUGCCCAUGAUCAUGGACAUGCUCAUCAGGAGGAUGUCGUUCGUGUCCACAAGGAGGACAGUGGACACGGACACUCACACGGAGGGGAGAGGGUGAAGAGGGAGGCGGAGAAGCGGGACGUGGUGGAGCUCUGGAUGCAGGCUAUCGGAGCGACGCUGCUCAUCAGUGCGGCUCCUUUCCUCAUCCUGUUUCUGAUCCCGGUCCAGUCCAACAGCGACCAGCACCAGAACCUGCUCAAGGUGCUGCUCAGCUUCGCCUCAGGUGGGCUGCUGGGUGACGCCUUCCUCCACCUCAUUCCCCACGCUCUGGAGCCCCACUCCCACCAUGGAGAAGAUCACGGACACUCGCACGAAAGCGAAGAGUCACAUGACCACGGUCACUCCCACGGAGCUGCCCACGGUCACAUGAUGUCGGUGGGCCUGUGGGUCCUCGGUGGGAUCAUCGCCUUCCUGGUUGUGGAGAAAUUUGUGCGCCUGCUGAAGGGAGGCCACGGCCACGGACAUUCCCACGGCCACGCACACGAUGCCGCCAAGGAAAAGGACAGUGAUGGAGAAGAAGAAAAGGAAAAGAAGAAGAAAGAGGGGAAAGGAAGCAAAGAUGAGAAGGUGCCAAAGAAAGGGGAGAAGAAGAGCACAGACAUCAAGGUGUCAGGAUACCUGAACCUGGCAGCCGACUUCACACAUAAUUUUACCGACGGCCUGGCAAUCGGAGCGUCGUUCCUGGUUGGUCCGACAGUUGGGGCCGUCACCACCCUCACCAUUCUGCUGCACGAGGUCCCACAUGAGAUCGGAGACUUUGCCAUCCUCGUCCAGUCCGGCUGCACCAAAAGAAAGGCCAUGUGUCUACAGCUGCUGACGGCCCUGGGAGCUCUGGCCGGCACAGCUUGCUCCCUAUUGGCCGAGGGCGUGGGCGCCGCGGCGACCGCCUGGAUCCUGCCGUUCACCGCCGGCGGUUUUGUUUACAUCGCGACAGUGACCGUGCUCCCGGAACUGCUGGCGGGACGCUCCAGUUUCGGCCAGUCUCUGAUGGAGAUCCUGGCCAUGCUGUUCGGGGUCGGCAUGAUGGUGCUGAUCGCUGAGUACGAGUGAGAUGCAGCAGAGCGGACACAAGCUCCUUACAGAGUGAGACAGGGAGGGAAAAAGGUCAACGGUUGAGAAAAUGUUGGUUUUAAGUUCAGGGGGUGUGUUUUCUUGAUUUUUAUUGGUUGGGACAAACGCCACCCGCUGAAGGAAAACGGGUGAUUUCUGUUGUCAUGUGUAUUCUAGCAGUUUAUGGUCACAUUCCUGUUUUGUGUUAACGUUUCUUUUUCGGCUUCCUGAAAAACUGUUCAGCAGGAGAGACUGAGAGCUGGAGGGAAACCACCUGCUGGUGAAAUUUUUUGAGGACCGAGGGCCUCCGUCUCUGGAGCCGGUCGGUCCCAGAAUUCACUCACCACUUUCACUACACGGCUCGUUCAGCGACGGUUUGACUGCGGCGUAAACUGACAGCCAGUCACCUCCAAAAGUGGCUUAAGGAUGAUUCAUUUUCGAGCCAUAAAACCAAACUGUCGUCAUUUUUGCAAGUGGCUGGUCCUUAAAACACAAACCUUUGCGGGUUGGAUUAUGUAAAGAGCAGAGACGGUGACAUUCGGGCUCGCUUGAACGCGUUCAGCGUCUGAAUGUUGAUAUUUUUUACAUUCCAGAAAAUAAAAGUUAAUGUUGUGACUUCUA
Scatophagus argus is the source of this 2366-nucleotide messenger RNA. RefSeq names its product solute carrier family 39 member 7 (gene slc39a7). The transcript has 8 exons. Gene Ontology annotation, molecular function: zinc ion transmembrane transporter activity. Gene Ontology annotation, biological process: intracellular zinc ion homeostasis; zinc ion transmembrane transport. Bases 321 to 1745 code for a protein of 474 amino acids. The record is from RefSeq and is a predicted model, not a curated record. Lineage: Eukaryota; Metazoa; Chordata; Actinopteri; Scatophagidae. Gene Ontology annotation, cellular component: membrane.